ACCCAGUCUGCCGUUAUUGGUAUUCUUGCUUAUCAGCUGACUGCACUCACUGCGCGCUCUUCCGCUCCUCACGUUUCUCUCAGAUCCACGGAUCCGCUGCGGCCGUGACAACCACCUACCUAAGUGACGCCGCGACAACUCUAUCUAUCCUCAAGAAGAGAGACCUGAGCUACUCUUUUCGGCGCCACCGGGAAUUCUAUCACUCGGAAAAGUGCGCCCCGCCCAUCUGUGGCCUGCCAUGGAUAUGGAUGCUUCGCAGGACAAUCUCCAUCUCGAUCUCGAUCUCAAUCUCGAUCUCGGCCCGGCUGGGCCCGAACCCUCCGACACAGGGGGUUCCUUUGGCACCAAUCCGGCCGAGGGAGAAAACGAGCCAGCAGUUCCCGCUCCUCCGGCUCCUCCCGCUCCUCCGGCACCGUCCCCGACGUCCGCAACUGCCACACCAGGCCCCAGGAAAAAGAAACCUACUCGAGGCGGUACCGACCAGGCUUCGAAACAGGCCUCGAAGAAGCGUCGAUGUGUCACCAACGCCUGCAUAGCCUGUCGCAGGCGCAAAUCGAAGUGCGACGGCGCCCUACCUAGCUGCGCCGCUUGCGCCAGCGUCUACGGCACCGAGUGUGUCUACGAUCCCAACUCGGAUCAUCGCCGCAAGGGCAUCUACCGGGACAAGGUCGACAGCAUGAAAGCAGGCACCUCCACCUUGAAGAUUCUCGUCGAGGCCAUACUGAACGCCGACGAGGACGACGUGCCCGACAUCGUCCAACGCAUGCGUACCUGCGACAGCCUCGACGCUGUCGCCGAACAGAUUCUCAGAAACGAGAUGGAAGCGGAAGCGGAAGCCGCCGCUGACGCUGACGCCAUGGACGAGGACGCGUCCUUGCAAGACGGCGGUGCCGCUGGCAGUCCUGCUGUCGAGGGCGAACGCGAUCUCGCCAGGAGGAUGGGCGAGCUCCGGCUCGAGAAGGGCGCCUUCCGCUUCUACGGCGGCACCUCUCACCUCGUCUACCUCGGAGAGCCCAUCGAACCCUCCCCCUCCCUGUCUGCCCACGGGCAUCACGAUGGGGGCGCCGAGUUGGAUGACCUUGCCUUACGAGAAGGGGAGGACGACGACCCCGACCCCAUCCUGACCUGGACCACCGUCACCAAGGACAAGGCGCUCAUCAACCACCUCAUGACCAUGUAUUUCACGUGGCACUACCCCUACUUCACCACCCUGUCGAGACACUUGUUCCAGCGGGACUACGCCAGAGGCCGCCACGCCCUGCCUGCCAAAGGCAUAGGCUUCUGCUCGUCCCUGCUCGUCCACGCCAUGCUUGCCCUGGGCUGCCACUUCACCGACGUGCCCGGCGCCUAUGCCGUCCCCGGCGACAGCGGCACCAAGGGCGACCACUUCUUCGCCGAGGCCAAGCGCCUCAUCUUCGACAACGGCGAGUACGAGAGGUCCAGGCUGACCACCGUGCAGGCCCUGGCCCUCAUGUCGGUGCGCGAAGCCGGGUGCGGCCGGGAAGCCGCCGGCUGGGUGUACUCGGGCAUGAGCUUCCGCAUGGCCCAAGACAUCGGGCUCCACUUCGACGACGCCCACACCCACGCCGCCGCCGCCGCCGCCACCACCACCACCACCAACACCACCAACACCUCCUCCUCCUCCACCACUUCCACUUCCUCCUCCGACCGGGAACACCUGGACGACGAGAUGAUCGACGCCCGCCGGAUCACCUUUUGGGGUUGCUUCCUCUUCGACAAGUGCUGGUCCAACUACCUCGGCCGCCUGCCCCAGAUCCCCAAGAACUCGUACAACGUGCCCAAGUACGACGUCUUCCCCACCGAGGACGCCGAGCCGUGGGCGCCCUACACCGACAACGGCGGCUUCGGCCAAGCCGCGGUCCAGCCGGCGAGGACCCGCGCCGUCGGCCUGCAGCUGUCCCGACUUUGCGAGAUUAGCAGCGACCUCUUGCUCUUCUUCUAUCACCCCAGCCAUAUCGGCCGGUCCAGCGGCAAGUCGGUCGAGCUGAAGAAGCUAAGUGAGCUCCACCGUCGGUUGGAAGAAUGGCGCAAGGAACUGCCGAAGGAAUUUGAGCCGAGAGAACGCCAGCUUCCGAAUGUCAUUCUAGUUCACAUGUUCUUCCACCUCCAAUAUAUCCACCUCUUCCGCCCGUUUCUCAAGUACGCCCCACACGCCUCCCCCCUGCCCCCCCACGUCUCGCCGCGCCGCAUCUGCACGGCCAACGCCGGCGCCAUCUCGAAACUCAUGCGCCUUUACAAGAGGUCGUGGGACUUACACCAGAUCUGUAACAUCGCUGUCUACAUGAUCCAUUCGGCCUGUACCAUCCACAUGCUUAACCUGCCCGAGAAGACGGCCAAGCGCGACAUCACCCACGGUGUGAAGCACCUCGAGCAGAUGGCCGAGUACUGGCCCUCCGCCCGCCGAACGCUCAGCAUCCUCAGCGUUCUCGCCCGCAAGUGGAACGUUGGCCUCCCCGAGGAAGCCGCGGCCACUCUCCAGCGCACCGACGAAACGUACGGCUGCUUCAACACGGCCGACGUCCCGAGCCCGAAGCCUCCGCUUACAGCCGGCGCGACGCCUUCGUCCGACCAGAACCAAGACCGCCGGGACGGCUCUCCGCAAGGAGGAGGAGUAGCAGUAGGAGACGGAGACGUGCUUGAUCUCAUCGCUGGGUAUGAACAGACGCGACAACCGCGCUUCCCGCAUAAACAACUGCACAGCCCGGCAACGACAGAUAUGCUGCUGGAUGACAAACCCACUCUUGCAUCAUUCAACAAUGUUCGUUUCCCGUUGUCGUCGACUUUGUCGCAGCAACAGCAGCAACAUCAGCAACAGCAGCAGCAGCACCACCACCACCACCAAUACCAACACCAGCACCAGCACCCACAGCAAUAUCAACAUCCGCACCCUCAUCACCACCACCGACAACCAGCGCAACCACUCAGCUCUGUCAGCGCUGCCCGCAUCACCACCCAUAACCUAACCGGCUGGCCCACCACGACCUACACCCAACAGCAGCAGUCACCAAACUACCACCCCUCGCAUCAUCAUCACCACCGCCCCCAGCCCCCGUCGCUCGGGGGCCCUCCUCAAGGCGGCUUCAACCCGCUAAACCAAAGCCCCCUACGAAACAUGACACCCCACCAUACGCCACAGGCCGGCGUUCCCGUCCCGGCGACGAGGCCACUCAGCCUUGUCCCUCACCAACCACGACCGCCGACACAGGCCUUCCAACCGCUAGACCAGGACUGGUUCCUCAACGACGGGGCAAAGUGGCACCAGAACUUUGAGGCCUGGGAGGUCGGCGGCGGCGGUGGUGGUGGAGGUGGUGGAGGUGGAGGAGGAGGAGGAGGGAUGCUCAGCGGCCCCGACGCGGAGCAGACGAUGCAAGGUCAAAGUCAAGGUCACGGUCAAGGUCACGGUCAAGGUCACGGUCCAGGUCCAGGCCCAGGUCCAGGUCAGGUUCAGACCCCGCAACCCCCACAGCAGCAACAAGCGCAGAACAUGUUCAUGUUCCAGAGUGGAGCACAACCAUCCGGGGAUAUGGACGGCGGGGGAUCGGGAGACGUGACGGCCUCGAAUGGUCACCGCGGCGGCGGGAUGCCGCGACAGGGGUCUGAGGAGGAUCGGGGUAGCAAUGGGGGCUUUUUCGAUUCGCUUGAUUCCCUUGGUGCUGAUGCUGCUUGGUUACCUUCCAGCCUGGACUGACCUGGGGGGGGUGGGGGGGAGGUGGACAGACGGAAUUGUGUAAGACCGUGGACGUCUUGCACUACGACGCGUUUAUGUAU
This is a messenger RNA of Sodiomyces alkalinus F11, 3789 nucleotides long. RefSeq lists its product as hypothetical. Bases 239 to 3709 code for a protein of 1156 amino acids. Gene Ontology annotation, molecular function: DNA binding; DNA-binding transcription factor activity, RNA polymerase II-specific; zinc ion binding. The record is from RefSeq and is a predicted model, not a curated record. Gene Ontology annotation, biological process: DNA-templated transcription; regulation of DNA-templated transcription. The transcript has 2 exons. NCBI's taxonomy places the organism in Eukaryota, Fungi, Ascomycota, Sordariomycetes, Glomerellales, Plectosphaerellaceae.